CUUAAGGGCUCUAAAACCCUAAAGAAAGAAAACCCCUGAGAUUUGAGAUUUCUGAAGGGAAAUGGACUUUCUACACUGAAUCUGGAGUAAGAAAUCCUCAACUAUUCAUCACAAGAAUUUAAGAGAGAAGAAGCGCGGGAAGCAAGGAUGCAAGCUUUGAGGAGAUACCCACUUCAGAAUAUCUCAUCCAAAUUCUUCAACCAAGUAGCUGGGGCCAAUGCAUAUUCUACCAAGGUGCUUCAUGAUGUAGGACAGCCCACAGCUGCCACUCAUCCUAUGUUACUGAAGGAAGGUGAAAUUACUCCUGGCAUUACUUGUGAAGAAUAUAUCAUGAGGAGGAAGAAAUUAUUAGAGCUUCUGCCUGAGAAAAGUUUGGCAAUUGUUGCAUCUGCUCCUAUAAAAAUGAUGACUGAUGUUGUACCUUACCCUUUCCGACAAGAUGCUGAUUAUUUAUAUAUAACUGGCUGUCAACAGCCUGGUGGGGUAGCAGUCUUAGGUCAUGAUUGUGGUUUAUGCAUGUUCAUGCCAGAAGCUGACCCUCAUGAUGUCCUUUGGCAAGGAGAGGUGGCUGGAGUGGAUGCUGCUCUACAGGCAUUCAAGGCCGACCAGGCUUACCCUAUUAACAGGUUACACAAGAUACUCUCUGGGAUGAUUGGAAGCUGUUCUAAUUUAUUCCACAAUGUGAAGACAGCUUCAUCAGCUUAUAUGGACCUGGAACCAUUUAAAAAAGCAUAUCAAAGUGGCAUAGUAAAAGAUUUCUCUAUUUACACUCAUGAAGCUCGAUUGGUUAAAUCGCCUGCUGAGCUUAAAUUAAUGCGAGACUCUGCAUCUAUAGCUUGCCAGGCUCUUAUACAAACUAUGCUGCAUUCAAAGUUGUUUCCUCAUGAGGGUUUUCUCUCAGCUAAGUUUGAAUAUGAAUGCAAGAUGAGAGGCGCCCAAAGAAUGGCGUUCAAUCCUGUUGUUGGUGGUGGGCCAAAUGGUAGUAUCAUUCAUUAUGCCCGGAAUGAUCAAAAAAUUGAAGAUGGUAACCUUGUUUUGAUGGAUGUUGGAUGUGAACUCCAUGGUUAUGUUAGUGAUCUUACUCGUACCUGGCCACCCUGUGGCCGCUUCUCUCCAGUUCAUGAAGAACUUUAUCAUCUUCUUUUAGAGACAAACAAGGAGUGUGUGAAGCUGUGUAGGCCUGGCACAAGCAUAAGAGAGAUACAUGACUACUCGGUUGAAAAGAUGCAGAAAGCAUUCAAGGAGAUUGGACUACUAAAAGACAACCGGCCUGAAAGAUAUCAUAUGCUAAAUCCAACCAGUAUAGGUCAUUAUCUAGGAAUGGAUGUUCAUGAUUGUUCUACUGUUAGCUUCAAUAGGACUCUGAAGCCUGGUGUUGUGAUCACAAUUGAACCAGGGGUAUACAUCCCUUCAAAUUCUGAUGUUCCCGAAAGGUAUCGAGGCAUUGGGAUAAGAAUUGAAGAUGAAGUCCUCGUUACAGAAACAGGCUAUGAGGUACUCACAGGAUCAAUACCUAAGGAAAUCAAGCACAUUGAAUCCCUUCUAAACAACUUUAGCAAUGGAAUGGAAUCUCAUAACUCCACAAGAGCAGCAUUUCGUUAGUUUUUCCUCAAACCUUUUCAAUUUGAAGACAGCAACAUGCUAUUGAAUUAAGAGCACGAGUAAGUUCUAUACUUUGUACUAUCUUUUAUACCCACACUAGUUCUUGUUUUGUGGUAGCCGGUUUUUUAUGCUUAUUUCUUGUAAUUACACGUGAGAAACCAAUAAGUGUGAUGAACAAAUGAAGUGCUGGUGAUUUAUGAAUAAUCGGUGAUCAACUUUUGGAUAAUGAAGCGGUUAUUCUUUAUUACUUA
Messenger RNA from Ipomoea triloba (trilobed morning glory), 1853 nucleotides. Its product is annotated as intermediate cleaving peptidase 55, mitochondrial. Gene Ontology annotation, cellular component: mitochondrion. The record is from RefSeq and is a predicted model, not a curated record. Gene Ontology annotation, molecular function: metalloaminopeptidase activity; manganese ion binding. The transcript has 14 exons. NCBI's taxonomy places the organism in Eukaryota, Viridiplantae, Streptophyta, Magnoliopsida, Solanales, Convolvulaceae. The coding region runs from base 148 to 1602 and encodes 484 amino acids.